This is a messenger RNA of Cicer arietinum (chickpea), 1767 nucleotides long. Its product is annotated as probable GABA transporter 2. The record is from RefSeq and is a predicted model, not a curated record. Lineage: Eukaryota; Viridiplantae; Streptophyta; Magnoliopsida; Fabales; Fabaceae.
AUCAUAAUAAAUACUCCUCAUCCUCGGCACGCAAAAUAAAAAAUCAUAAAAAGAAAAACUCCACAACGCAACCCAAACAAUACUUAGCCACUUUUCCUUAAUCCUAAUAUGGAAUAAUUAAAUUGAUUCUCCUUCUCCCCAACUUUUCGCCAUGUCAAACCCACCCAAGGAGAAUCACCGUGACAACGACGACGCCGGAGCUGCUUUCGUCCUCGAGUCCAAAGGUGAAUGGUGGCACGCGGGUUUUCACUUAACAACCGCGAUUGUGGGGCCAACGAUACUAACGCUGCCGUACGCGUUCAGAGGAUUAGGGUGGGGGAUUGGGAUGUUGUGCUUAACGGUUAUGGGUAUUGUAACUUUCUACUCUUAUGGUCUAAUGUCCAAAGUUCUUGAUCAUUGCGAAAACUCCGGUCGCCGCCAUAUUCGUUUCCGGGAACUCGCCGCGGAUGUUUUAGGGUCGGGAUGGAUGUUCUAUUUUGUAAUCUUUAUUCAAACAGCAAUCAAUACUGGAGUUGGCGUAGGGGCUAUUCUUCUUGCUGGUGAAUGCCUUGAGAUUGUGUACUCCAAUAUUGCACCUCAUGGAUCACUAAAAUUGUACCACUUCAUAGCAAUGGUGACAGUGGUAAUGAUAGUUUUGUCUCAGCUUCCCACUUUCCAUUCCCUGCGACACAUCAACUUGUGUUCCCUUUUUCUCAGCCUCGGCUACACUUUCUUGGUUGUUGCUGCCUGUAUUUAUGCAGGUACAUCCAAAAAUGCCCCUCCAAGAGACUAUUCUUUAGAAGCUGAGAAAUCUUCAAGGGCCUUCAGUGCCUUCACCUCCAUCUCUAUAAUUGCAGCAAUAUUUGGGAAUGGUAUAUUACCUGAGAUACAAGCAACUCUAGCACCUCCUGCAGCUGGAAAGAUGGUAAAAGGUCUUACAAUGUGUUAUGCUGUAAUUUUGGUGACAUUUUACUCUGCUGCAGUUUCUGGGUAUUGGGUAUUUGGAAACAAGUCCAACUCAAACAUUUUGAAGAGUUUGUUGCCUGAUAGUGGACCUACUUUGGCUCCAACUUGGGUCCUUGGACUGGCUGUCAUCUUUGUUCUUCUUCAACUCUUUGCAAUCGGUCUGGUUUAUUCUCAAGUUGCUUAUGAGGUAAUGGAGAAGAAAUCGGCCGAUGUGAAGCAAGGGAUGUUUUCUAAAAGAAACCUCAUUCCUCGCCUAAUUCUUCGAACAAUUUACAUGAUUUUCUGUGGAUUUUUGGCAGCCAUGUUGCCAUUUUUCGGGGACAUCAACGGCGUGGUUGGUGCUGUUGGUUUCAUCCCUCUGGAUUUUGUUCUGCCUAUGAUUCUAUACAACAAAACACACAAGCCUCCAAAAUCAUCCUUGACUUAUUUGAUCAACAUCUCAAUCAUGGUGGUGUUCACUGGUGCUGGAAUCAUGGGUGCAUUCUCUUCCAUAAGGAAAUUAAUUCUUGAUGCCAAUCAAUUUAAGCUUUUUGGCAGUGAUGUAGUGGAUUGAGCAAAUGCAUGUUAAAGCAUACAACAUUAGAUGUACUAUACUGUUAAUAUGAAAAAACACACGAGGUUAUUUCAAUUUGUAAAACAGGAGAUAUGGAAAAGUCGUGGUGUAUUCCAUUUAUACGGAAAGAAAGUUGUAUCAGGUGUGUGUGUUGAAGUAUGCGAUUCACAUAAUAUGUUUGGUUAAAGAUUUGCAUACUCCAAGAGUUUAAGUCCAAAGAAAUUCUUUAGUUUCCUUCAAAUGCAUGUUUGAUAUUUUUCAGUAAAAAA